This is a messenger RNA of Cooperia oncophora, 270 nucleotides long. The record is from the annotation of a GenBank genome assembly. Lineage: Eukaryota; Metazoa; Nematoda; Chromadorea; Rhabditida; Trichostrongylidae.
AUGGCGCCGCUUAGAAAAAGAAGAGGACAAUCUUCGGCGCAGCUCGGCUCGGUUGGGGGCGUUCUACUGAACUUCGACCAAGAAACCUUUUCCUUCCAAGUGAUGGUGAACUUACUGCGAACUCCUCUACAUUCGCCAAAUUGGAGUAUAUCGUCAUGGAAUAGGGCAAUGAAUCAACAAAAAGCAUAUCAACAGCUCUUCCAAGAACCAGAUGUUCUGCGUCGACGAAGAGCAGCCUCUGAAUUCUUGAGAAGUCGACGACGUUUGUGA